AAACGUGGACGACGAACCUGGGGACGUAAACGACAAACCAGCCACACUUGUACCCAUCCUGGAUGCCAGAAAACAUACACCAAGAGUUCCCACCUGAAAGCUCAUCAUCGAACGCACACUGGUGAGAAACCAUAUUGUUGCACCUGGAAGGGAUGUGGAUGGAAAUUUGCUCGAUCUGAUGAACUCACCCGUCAUUAUCGUAAACAUACUGGUGAUCGUCCUUUCCAAUGUCAUCUGUGUGAAAGAGCUUUCUCCAGAAGCGAUCAUCUGUCACUUCACAUGAAACGUCACAUC
Lottia gigantea (owl limpet) is the source of this 294-nucleotide messenger RNA. RefSeq lists its product as hypothetical. The record is from RefSeq and is a predicted model, not a curated record. The transcript has a single exon. The annotation marks the transcript as partial. NCBI's taxonomy places the organism in Eukaryota, Metazoa, Mollusca, Gastropoda, Lottiidae. Gene Ontology annotation, biological process: regulation of transcription by RNA polymerase II. Gene Ontology annotation, molecular function: RNA polymerase II cis-regulatory region sequence-specific DNA binding; DNA-binding transcription factor activity, RNA polymerase II-specific.